AUGUGCCGCGUCGUACUGCUCAACCAGACCCAGUACGUCAACCAUCAGUUGGGAGCGGGGCUCCCAAGUAUCCCAGGACGGGGGAUAGUCGCGCCACCGGACGAGAUAACUCGUCCGACGUCCGUUCACGUCGCGGUGGUUCAACAGCUGCUCCAACUAGAUAGCGCUGGCCACCGCGAGAGUCCUCUAAUGGAGGUGGAGGAGGAGGAAAGACGCUCUCCACACGAUCAUGGGGAUCCGUGUGUUCCCGAGAGCUUCUUUGAUCGCGUAACGCAAGAGUUACGCAACGAUCUCGAACAUGAGCGGGACAGGCGUCUCCAAAUGGCCGACACUGUCUCGGAGCAUCGAGCUGAGUUUGCCUUUGCUCAGCUUGAGAACGAGAGAGCUCUGACAUCUCUUCGUAGAAGAGCUAAGGGUAGCUCGUGGGAUUGUUGA
Messenger RNA from Peronospora matthiolae, 435 nucleotides. The record is from the annotation of a GenBank genome assembly. Lineage: Eukaryota; Oomycota; Peronosporomycetes; Peronosporales; Peronosporaceae.